AUCUCGCCGGGCACGUCGUGUUCGGUGGUGGUGGUGGCGCACAACGCGGUGGGCUCGAGUGCCAACUCGACCGAGGCCACCUUCAUCACGCUGGUGGUGACCGACCCGUCGCCGGCCGCCUCGCCAUCGCCCUCGCCCGCGGCCCCGUCGCCCAGCGCCACCCCGUCGUCCACCCCGCCGCCCGGCGUCUCGGCCACCCCCUCGAGCGCUCCGUCGCAGUCGCCGUCGCCCUCGGCCUCGCCCGCCAGCAACGGCCUCCCCGCCUGCAACAGCGCCUCGUGCCUGCCGGCGUCGUUCGACUUCCACCAGCAGACCGGCUGCUUCGCCGGCAUUCUCGACCAGGGCCAGUGCGGCAGCUGCUAUUCGUUCUGCGUGGCGAGCGCGAACGCCGACCGUGUGUGCUACGCGCAGGGCGCGCGCCCGGUGCUCUCGCCGCAGGAGAUUCUCGACUGCGGGAAGGGCUUCGUGUGGUUCGGCGCGACGGGCUGCAACGGCGGCGACCCCUACCGCGCGGCCCAGGUGGUCCGCGACAACGGCCUCCCGUCGGCCUCCUCCACCGCCCUCUCGGCCGGCUGCCGCCGCUACCGCUGCUACAACGGCAACUGCGACGCCACACCCACCUGCAACUCGGGUUGCGAUGAUGGGUCCAGCGCGCAAAAGUACAGGGCGUCGAGCGCGUACCGGGUGACGGGAGUGGACAACACGCGGCUGGAGAUCUACAACAACGGACCGGUGACGGCCAUCUUCGACGUGUGCCAGAGCUUCUACGACUUCUACAGCGACCGCAACAACGCCGGCAAGGUCUGGCCGGGCACCUGCUCGUCAUCGGCGUCGGACUACGUCGGCGGCCACGCCAUCGCCGUCGUCGGUUGGGGUACGGACGUCAAUGGUGUCGACUACUGGCUCAUCGAGAACUCGUGGAGCACGCAGUGGGGCGACAAGGGCUACUAUCGUAUGAAGCGGGGCGUGAACCAGGCGGGCAUCGAGGGCUACGUGUCGGCUGCCGGGUUCACCCGCACCAACAAGCGCUUCGGUGGCUACGCGCUCGAGCUGUGGCACUUCAACGCCCACAAGGAUGACUACGCCGGCAAGUCGCUGGCGCUGCCCACCAACGACAACAACAACGCGACUACGAAGCGGCAAUCGGCGGCGGCGGCGCAGCCGGUGGGCUCGCUGACGACCCACUCGGGCUUCGCGGUGUCGAGCGUCAACCAGGCCACGCUGCAGGUCACGUCGGGCCAGAGCGUGUUCGUCGACUUUGUGGCGACCAACGGCGCCGAGACGGUCAACCUCGUCGCCACGGUCAGCUACGGCGCUGCCGGGGGUGCCGCCUCUGCCGCGGGUGUCAGCGUCGCGUCGGCUGGUGGCGGCGCGGUGCUGAGCACGGGAGCGAUCAUCGGCAUUGCCGUGGGCGGCGCCGUGGCUGUGGUGCUGCUGGCGGGCGUGACCGCGGCCGUCGUGGUGGGCGCCGUCGCAGUCUACAAAAAGAGGCAGGCCCACGAAGCCUUCAACUACGGAGACCACGCCGUCGAGAUGGAGGCCCAGGGUGGUGGCAUGGCGGCGGCGCCUGCGCCUGCGGAGGAGAGGAAGGCCAAGCGAUCGACGUGGUUCGAGCGGAGGAAGCUCUUCCAGUCCAUCACCGGGCGCAGCCCGCCCGUCCGCGUUGACAACUAA
This is a messenger RNA of Acanthamoeba castellanii str. Neff, 1674 nucleotides long. Its product is annotated as papain family cysteine protease subfamily protein. Gene Ontology annotation, molecular function: cysteine-type endopeptidase activity. The transcript has 9 exons. Gene Ontology annotation, cellular component: lysosome. Lineage: Eukaryota; Discosea; Longamoebia; Acanthamoebidae. The record is from RefSeq and is a predicted model, not a curated record. The annotation marks the transcript as partial.